Parnassius apollo (apollo) is the source of this 858-nucleotide messenger RNA. The record is from the annotation of a GenBank genome assembly. NCBI's taxonomy places the organism in Eukaryota, Metazoa, Arthropoda, Insecta, Lepidoptera, Papilionidae.
AUGGAGCAUAGAGAAGGAUGGGGUGGAGGAUCAGCCGCGGCCGAAAACACUACUGACCGCUCGCAAGCCGAGAGAGACCGCGUGCGUAUUGAGUUCUAUGCCACGUACGACGUCAUGACGGGCGUGCGCAUAGCCGCCACACUUGGUGGCUUCUUUGCGCUGAUGGUAUUCCUUAUCGUUUACAAAAGCCGAAGUAAAUCCGUGAAGGCGUUAAACGAUCCGAAGAUCGUGGAACUGGCAGAAGCAGUAGUGGCAGAGGAGCAGGCAGUAGAAGCGGAGCGACAAUUGACGCUCGCGUUAGAAGAGGCGCUCUCUGAACGCGCUCGCUCACGGCCAUCUAUCGGGGAAGAACCGCCGUGGCCGAGGAGGUCACGUUUUGCAUCGUACGGUGGUGGCUACGGCAGCUUGUUAACGCCUCCACGACGAUUGUCAACGCUGCGUGGGGACUCGCUGCCCGGCUCCGCGCUACGGGUCUUGGAGCGACGAACCUCAACGUGCCGCGGGCCACGCGACCGGCGUUUAAGCUCUGCAACUUGCUCGAGUUCCGGCAGUUCGUAUCUAGAGCGGCGCGGGUCGUCGGUCGUUUGUGCGUUACCCGAGAGACGUCUAUCACCGUGUCCCAGCGAGCGGUUAGCGCCGCUUGCGUCCGCAGGAAGUGUGGGUCCAUCGUUCGCCAUGGACGGAGACCUGGCAUCAGUGGGCCCGGAUUCAGUGUUCGAGGAAGACGAUGAUUCUACGGACGACGAGGUGGAACAGUUCUCGACGGACAGUGGCGGUGGGGAGUGUACGGAGCUGUCUUGUCGGCCAGCGCAGCCGCGUCACGACCGGGCCUCGCACUCCCGCGAGACUCUUUUCUAG